Messenger RNA from Phaeoacremonium minimum UCRPA7, 4680 nucleotides. Its product is annotated as putative p-type atpase protein. NCBI's taxonomy places the organism in Eukaryota, Fungi, Ascomycota, Sordariomycetes, Togniniales, Togniniaceae. Gene Ontology annotation, biological process: intracellular calcium ion homeostasis. The transcript is spliced from 9 exons. Gene Ontology annotation, cellular component: membrane. The coding region runs from base 1 to 4680 and encodes 1559 amino acids. Gene Ontology annotation, molecular function: ATP binding; P-type ion transporter activity; ATPase-coupled monoatomic cation transmembrane transporter activity. The record is from RefSeq and is a predicted model, not a curated record.
AUGGAAGAUGAGCGGGGGGACGACGAUGACCUAGACAAUAUCCCAUUUGGGGAGGACGUGGAAGAUGAGGAAGACUCUACGGACCUGGAGCGAGGAGCGCCAGAUAACGACUAUGUUCUUCACCGCAGGGCCUCGACGCAGUCCCGUGGUUCCGUUCAUUCAAGGCUUCUACGCCGAGACAGCACUAUGACGGAGGGCAGCGCAUACGGUGCCGGCCGGUUCAGUCAGAAGAUUCAUAUGGUCAAUGAAGACCUCACAAUUGUAAUUGCCGGCUUUCGUACCAGCGCAGCCGGUUUCGCUGCCUACUUGUUUAUCUGCGUUGCUACAUUUGGUCUCGGAUGGCUGCUAUUUCGGUGGCUGCCCCGUUGGCAGGUUAGAUUAUGCGGCAAACCGAGCACGCUCCAGAAAUGUCAGUGGGUUGUUAUCGAGAACCAGUGGAACGAAAUGGCGAUCCUCGAUGUGGACAGCAAGCCAUACGGGAGACCAAUCUCGACGGUUUUUGGAGCUUCUGGCAAGAUGUCGAGAUACAUUCUCGAGGACGACGAUCCGCUUAUAAACGAUCUUCGCACACUUAACUACCGUUAUGUCCGCUUCUACUUCCACCCUCUGAAGGACAAAUUCCAGCUCUGCAAUGGAUGGAAAGAUCCGCUGUGGACAGACGUGCGAUCCAUCAGGGAGGGCAUCGAUAGUGAAGAAAAGAGCCACCGAGAUCUUGUGUUUGGGUCCAACCUUAUCGACAUUGAGCAAAAAUCCGUGUUCCGCCUCCUGGUAGACGAAGUCUUCCACCCAUUCUAUGUGUUCCAGAUUGCAAGUUUGGUGCUAUGGUCGAUGGAUGAAUACUAUUACUAUGCUAUUGCCAUCUUCCUGAUGUCUUUUGGCAGUAUCACUACUACCUUGAUCGAAACGCGAGCAACCAUGAAGCGACUUCGGGAGAUAUCGCGGUUCGAGUGCGAUGUCCGUGUCCUUCGUAAUGGUUUCUGGCGCUACAUCGCAUCGGGAGACCUAGUCCCCGGAGAUGUCUAUGAGGUCAGCGAUCCGGGCCUCACACAAUUCCCAAGUGAUAGUUUACUACUCGGCGGAGAUUGUAUCGUCAACGAGAGUAUGCUUACGGGCGAAUCUGUUCCCGUGUCAAAGACACCUGCCACGGACGAGUCAUUAAGAACCAUGGACUUGUCCGCAUCAAACGUCCUUCCGGAGGUGGCUCGCCAUUUUCUAUUCUGUGGCACCAAAAUCAUUCGUGCCCGUCGACCACAAGAUGAUAGGGAUGAUGAGGCUGUUGCCCUUGCCAUGGUUGUGAGAACAGGCUUCAAUACUACGAAAGGCGCUCUUGUCAGGUCCAUGCUCUUUCCAAAACCUUCCGGCUUCAAAUUCUAUCGAGACUCCUUCAGAUACAUCUCUGUCAUGGCCUGCAUUGCUCUGCUUGGCUUUACAGCAUCUUUUAUCAAUUUCAUUCGUCUAGGCCUUGAAUGGCACCUGAUCGUCAUUCGAGCUCUUGAUCUUAUAACCAUUGUCGUCCCCCCUGCUCUGCCGGCAACGCUCACAAUUGGCACCAACUUUGCCCUAAGUCGGCUUAAGACUAAACAGAUCUUCUGCAUCAGCCCGCAGAGAGUCAACGUUGGUGGCAAGCUAGAUAUCAUGUGUUUCGACAAGACCGGGACUUUAACCGAGGAUGGGCUUGACAUCCUUGGAGUCAGAGUUGUCGAUAGGGUGGCAAAUAGGUUCGGUGAUAUACUCACAGACCCGACGUCCAUGGUUCGCCGACAAGCGGAGACAGCUAACGGUCAUGCCGGGUUUGAUACUCAAAGAGCGGCACUUUGUACUAUGGCUACGUGUCACUCGUUACGCUCUGUUGAUGGAGAGCUGGUGGGCGACCCACUUGAUCUGAAGAUGUUCGAGUUUACGGAAUGGUCUUUCGAGGAGGGGAAACAAGGCAACGCGGAACACGACGAUGAGGACCAAGGGAGCUUGUCCCCGUCUAUUGCGAGACCAUCAUCCACGAUGAAGGAUCUGCUCGAGACCGACACGAAUGGAACUCAAAUCAUCCCAUUCGAACUCGGUAUUUUGAAAUCCUUCGAAUUCGUAUCCCAGCUUCGCAGGGCUAGUGUUAUUGUAAGAACAUUUGGCCAGCAGAGCGGAGAUAUCUAUGUGAAAGGGGCGCCGGAAGUCAUGCGUGAGAUUUGCCGACCUGAGAGUUUCCCGCCGGACUACGAUGAACUUCUCUCGCAUUACACACACAAGGGUUACAGAGUGAUUGGAUGUGCUGCUAGGCACAUCAAGAAGCUCAGCUGGGUAAAGGCUCAGAAGAUGAAGCGUCCUGAUGUCGAAUCUGACCUCGACUUCGUCGGAUUCAUUAUCUUCGAGAACAAGCUGAAGCCAAGCACAGCCGGCGUCCUAGACGAAUUACUGCAAUCCAAUAUCGGUGCUGUCAUGGUGACUGGAGACAACAUUUUGACAGCUAUCAGUGUUGCUCGAGAAUGCAACUUGAUCAACAAGACGGCGCACUGUUUCGUCCCGCGUUUUGUCGAAGGGAACCUCAGAGAUCCCGAGGCUAAGCUUCAGUGGGAGAGUAUCGACAAUAACAUAUAUCAUCUCGAUGAACAAACUCUCUUGCCACUUGCUCCGCCAGCUGAAGGCGAUGCUUCGCUUCCCUUCGACAUCGCAAACUUGCGGAACUACUCAAUUGCCGUCAGCGGCGAGGUAUUCCGUUGGGUGGUUGAUUUUGCUCCGCCAGAGCUUCUGCGUAGGAUGCUCGUCACUGGCAAGAUCUACGCCCGCAUGUCUCCAGAUGAAAAGCAUGAGCUUGUUGAGAAAUUGCAGAGCAUCGACUAUUGCUGUGGCUUCUGCGGCGAUGGAGCUAAUGACUGCGGUGCGCUCAAGGCAGCUGAUGUUGGCAUCUCCCUGUCGGAGGCAGAAGCUUCUGUCGCAGCACCUUUUACAUCUCGGGUGUUUGAUAUUACUUGCGUUCCUGAAGUCAUCAGGGAGGGCCGGGCUGCUCUCGUUACUAGCUUUAGUUGCUUCAAGUAUAUGAGUCUAUACUCAGCUAUCCAGUUCACCUCGGUCACUUUUCUCUACGCAUCGGCCUCGAAUCUUGGAGACUUCCAGUUUCUGUUUAUUGAUCUGGCUCUGAUUUUGCCUAUUGCUAUAUUCAUGAGUUGGGCAGGACCGUUCCCUGAGUUAAGUCGCAAGAGACCCACUGCAGAUCUCGUUUCUCGCAAGGUCUUGACACCUCUCCUCGGUCAGAUAUGCAUUUGCAUAAUUGUCCAAACUGCGGCUUUCCUUGUUGUGAGGGAGCAGCCUUGGUUUAUUCCCCCACACGUCGAUCCAGAGAAGUCAAACGUUGAGAACUCGGAGAACACGGCACUCUUCUUGACAUCUUGCUUUGAGUAUAUCCUUGCAGGUGUCGUCCUCAAUGCUGGACCGCCAUUCCGACAAGGAGUCUGGCAGAAUUGGCCAUUCGUCUCUACGAUUGCAGUUACGCUACUAAUUACAAUAUAUAUGGUCCUCGGACCAGCGCAUUGGCUCAAGAAGCUCAUGCAGCUGACGAAUAUCAGCAGGCACUUCAGUCUCUACGUCCUCGUGCUCGGAGUUGUUUAUAUUAUCCUCGCCUGGGCGGGCGAACACAUCGUCUUCCAGAGAGUAGCCAGAUUUAUCGACUCGCUGCUGGACUCAAUCCUCGACGGGGGCUAUCUGCCCCAUGCCGUGAUCCGGAUAGGCAUCCGCCGGCAGCUGAGGGAGCGCAUCGAGGAGAUCAAGAGUGUCUCUCUGGCGGCGGCGUACGAGCGCAAGAUGGCGUUCAUCGAGAAGUUGCGCACCCGGCCCAUUGCCGUUGAGACCGCCGCCGCCAACUCGCAGCACUACGAGGUCGGCACCGGCGUGCUGCAGGCGAUGCUGGGCCCGCGGAUGAAGUACUCGUCGUGCCUGUACCCCAAGGGUGGCGAGACGCUGGCCCAGGCGGAGGUUGCCAUGCUGCAGACGUACAUUGAGAAGGCGGAGCUGAAGGAUGGGAUGAGUAUCCUCGACCUUGGUUGUGGCUGGGGUUCUGGUGGUCUGUACUUUGCAGAGAUGCUGCCCAAUUCGAGAGUUGUUGCAUUCUCGAACUCAAAGACUCAAAAGGAGUACAUUGAUUCGAAAGCAAAGGAGAAAGGGUUGUCCAAUUUGACUGUAAUUACGGGUAAUGUGGCUGACUAUGAGUUUGAGCCUGAGAGCUUUGACAGAGCUGUCUCUAUCGAGAUGUUUGAGCACAUGAAGAAUUAUGAGCUUCUCAUGGCGAAGGUCUCACGAGCCCUGAAGCCGGGCGGCAAGCUGUUCGUCCACAUCUUCACACACAAGACCACUCCGUACGACUAUGAGGAGGGUUGGAUGACAACACACUUCUUCACCGGCGGGACAAUGAACUCGGCGGAUCUGCUGCUCUACUUCCAGCGAGACCUGAAGCUCCAGAGACAGUGGUGGGUAUCGGGAACUCACUACUCCAAGACAUGUGAGCACUGGUUGGUGAACAUGUCCAAGAACAAGAAGCAGAUUUGGCCACAUCUGGAGACAACCUAUGGCACGGAAAAUGCAUCAAUGUGGUUCAAUCGUUGGGAGAUCUUCUAUAUGGCGUGCUCUGAAUUGUUCGCCUAUGAAGGUGGUGAUACAUGGGGCGUUGCCCACUAUCUCUUCGAGAAGCCUGGCGCAUGA